Molecule: messenger RNA, 1589 nt
Organism: Moneuplotes crassus
Lineage: Eukaryota; Ciliophora; Spirotrichea; Euplotida; Euplotidae
Source: the annotation of a GenBank genome assembly
GCAACAGCCAAGUCCCUCAUUGCUCCCCAAUGACUAAGAAACUUUAUUCGUUGGAGAAUAAUGGCACUAUCGAUGGAAUUCUGAGAAGGAAAAUCAAUAUGCCUGUGCUUGAUAAAUCUUAUGCCAAGCAGUUUGAAAUGGCUCAAAAGAGCAACUCCCAGACUCCAUUUGAUACUCCUGAUGAUCGAGAACUAUGCCAGGAUAAAGAAGGCAGCAGUAAUCGUGAGAAAAUCAAGGCUCCUGAAAUCACCUUCCAAAGAAAGAAAAAGAAGAAUUUAUAUAAAAAUAUCAAACUCAAACCAUGAAAAGAGUCAGAAGUCAAAAUCUUGCCUAAAGCUGCUGCAGCUCCAAUCCCUGCUAUAUAUAAAGUAGAGGAUAUAUCAAGCAAGCAUUUUCGAUUUAAUAAGCCUUUAUUUACAAAAUUUGAGAAAAUUCCUGACCAAGUAGACACAAACCGCUCUGCGGAAUCAAAGGAUGCUCCUUUGAGGAGUAUAUUUAAUAGCACUUCAGAGAAGAAACAUAAGAGAUACACCAAGAAUCAUACCUCAAAGUUCUCUGAUUAUCUAAGACAAAAGUCCAUUCUCCCUGAGUUCAAAGAGGGGAAUACUGGCAGCAGGAAGAAACUAGAUUUAGCUGGCUCCAAACUUGAGAAGGCCAAGUUAAGACCAGAAGAGGCCCGCCAAAGGGACACUGAUGAAAAUCUGGACUUCAACCCUCAGCAGAUAAUCUUUAAGACCACAAAUGACUCUCGAGAACAAGAUGAUAAAAUUAAAUAUUAUUACAAGAGAAAUCUGAACAUGUCGGUUGAGCUCCAGAAGGAUUCUUCUAGAGAGAAUCUCCAUGAAGAUUAUCAUAUAAAUCUUUACUCUAUUCCUCAUAAGCUCAAGGCCCAAAAUUCAGACGAAAGGAGGAAGGGGAAGCUCUUUAAGUCCAAGUACUCCCAGGAGGUACAGAACAUGAAGUUUGAUAAUGGUACUGUCUCUGGAUAAUCUUUAGAAAUUCACGGUACAAAACUUAGCAUCGGUAAGUCAUUGCUUUACCCUCAGAGGAAAAUAAGUAUAUUGCUGGCACCAAAUUUAUGAAGAACCAAGAUAUUAAUUCAUUCAGGUUCGCUCCUAAGAGGAAUAUAAAUGUUGCUAGAGACUCACUUGAAAAGUUUGGCGCCAAGAAGCGUCAAUUUAUCAGCGUAUAGUCCCUUGAUGACUUACAGCCAUUGGUGAAUUCCUCAAUUGGUCAUCUAAAUUUGAGUGCCGAGAAAGUCCGAAAUCGGGAGGACAGAAUCAUGCCAUUUUCUACUAAAUCUAUCAAGUCGAAAUACAUGUUGCCAAGGAAGGAAAGCAACCAGAGGAUGUAUAGCGUUAACUACUUUGGGUCAAGGAUCCAGGAUAAGGUUGAGAAAUUCCAACGCGAGCAUCUCCUUCAUUUCGACCUCUCAGAUAAAAAUGAUACCAAGGAAAUCCAAUGAACCUCUGAAAUUUUAGGCAAGAAUGCUAAUAUUAAGACGAAGGAAAGAAGAAAAAACCAUUACUCGCAAGUAAUGAUGGGCAGUGGCAAGCUGUUCUUUAAUAAGUAGUUGUCUGAGAGAAGAC